Paramecium primaurelia is the source of this 525-nucleotide messenger RNA. Lineage: Eukaryota; Ciliophora; Oligohymenophorea; Peniculida; Parameciidae. The record is from the annotation of a GenBank genome assembly.
AUAAUAAUAAUGUCCACAAAUUCAAGAAUGAGAUUAGUUAGAGAUCUUUAAAAACUAAAGUAAAUGAUUCCACAAGGAUUUUAAGCUGCACCUUUUGAUGAUAAUAUUUUAUUAUGGGAAGCUGUCAUCUUUGGACCAGAUUAAACUAUUUGGGAUGGAGGGAUCUUUAAAUUACUUCUUGAAUUUACAGAAGAAUAUCCACUUAAACCACCUAAUGUAAUAUUUAAGACUAAAAUAUUCCAUCCAAAUGUAUCAUAUAUAAUUCAAUAAUUUUAUGUAAGGUUUACACAGAUGGCAAGAUUUGUUUAGACAUUUUAUAAAAUCAAUGGUCACCCAUCUAUGAUGUAUGGGCAAUUCUCACAUCAAUACGUUCUCUCUUAAAUGAUCCAAAUCCUGAUUCACCUGCUAAUAGUGAAGCAGCCAAAUUGUAUUUAGAAGAUAAAAUAACUUAUUUUAAGAGAGUAGAAGAAUGUGUAGAAGAAUCAUGGAUUGAUUGAUACAUAUGAUAAUUAUCAUAUAAAAUAU